Molecule: messenger RNA, 2991 nt
Organism: Lachancea fermentati
Lineage: Eukaryota; Fungi; Ascomycota; Saccharomycetes; Saccharomycetales; Saccharomycetaceae
Source: the annotation of a GenBank genome assembly
AUGCAUCAAGAAGUUGAGUCUUACGCUCCAUCAGUGAGCUCAUCUUCGGUGUUCAAAGAAGAAGAUGACGCCAGCAGCUUGUUUUCAAACGACUCAGACUACUUGAUGGAAAUCGGGGACGGAUCAGAUGCUAACGAGACGGUCCUGCCCAAAACAGAUUUUCAUUCCCCAUUCUAUGUCAACGUACCUACGCCGAACCAGUCACCAUUGAGCAUCGAGUACUCUGAUGGAGGACCGGAUGCAGCAAAUAGUUUUGUUCGUGAGUACCCAACGGACAUUUUACUGGAUAGGUUCACGAAGUGGAGAAAGAUACUGAAGGGAAUAGCUAACUAUUUGCGUGAGGUUUCCUACGCCCAAGAGCAGUUCGCUAGAAUCAACUACCAACUAAAAGGGUCUGUGAAGUUCCCUUUCUUGACAGACCUCGAAGAGACCACCAACAGGCUUGUGGAUCCACUAGUCCAAAAGGGCAAAAAGCCAGCUGCAUCUGCCACCAAUCUCAACAAAGUGAAGAACAUAGAGGAGGAUUUGGCUCAUGCUACUCAGUCCCUUCCUGAUUUAUCUUUGCAACCAGGAGCUGUUGAUGACAGCUCAUCUGCUUCUUCAGGUUUUAUGAAGUUUGGUUCAGGUUCCGUUCAAGACAUUCAAGUUGUGCUCAAAAAGUACCAUUUAUCUCUUGCUAACCAGCAAUUGAAGAUGUCCAAAGAACUGACCAGUAUAGUCAUACCAAGAAUUGAUGAACUCCGUAAGGAUCUUCAAGCCAAAAUCAAAGAAAUUAAAGAGCUGCAUGGCGACUUUAGAACAAAUAUCAACGAGCACGUUGCACUUACUGGACAGCUUUUGCAAAAGUACAUGGCUUCGAUCAAAUUCAUCUCUACGCACUCAAAGAGCAGCGAUGCUUUAAAGUUAAAAAAUGAUCAGCACUUGAAACCAAAGCAUGAUCCAUAUUUACUGAAAUUGCAAUUAGAUUUGCAGCUUAAACGUCAACUUUUGGAAGAGAACUAUCUCCAAGAAGCAUAUAUCAAUCUUCAGUCCUCCGGUAUGGAAUUGGAAAAGAUCAUAUUCGGAGAAAUCCAGCAUACGUUACAGCGCUACUCAACUUUAAUCGACACAGAAGCUCGUGUCUCGAUAAACAAUUUAUGUCACGAGUUGCAUCAGGGAAUUUUAAACAAACCUCCUGCUGUUGAAUGGGAUCACUUUGUUGGUCAUCACCCCAAGUGUUUGAUUAACUGGAAAUCGACAGAACCCAUACCGCAACCAAGAAAACUUUCAGACAUUAGGUAUCCCAGGAUGAAAUCCGCACUUGCUAAGUGCAUAAGAGCCGGAUACCUUUUGAAGAAAUCUAAGAUUUUAAAGAAUUACAAUAAAGGCUAUUUCGUGCUAACGAGCAAUUAUCUGCAUGAAUUCAAGAGCAGCAAUUUUUUCAAACAAACUCAAGAUACCACAGAAAAAAAGGAUCAUGGUGAAGUUCAGACUGGGCACAAGAAACGAGGAUUAACGCCAGUCAUGAGCAUACCUCUCAAUGAAUCAAUACUGAUGGAAAGUUCGGAUAACAAGUUCGCAUUGCAUGGUAUGACAACAUUUAGUAAUCAGUAUGAAAAGAAAUCGACUGAUACCGGGAAAAUGAUAUCAAAAUCUACUUCUACGAUACAUAAGAUCUUGAAAACAGGCGCUAAAGUUCAAGCUCAUAAGAAGGGCCACAAUCACACCAGUUUAGAAAAAAAGCCAGAGAUCCCAACUACCCCAGUAGCUACAGAAUCAAACAAAGUAACAACUUGGGUAUUCAAAACAGUUUCCCAAUCAACCCCUGAAGAUGCAAAGGAUUUCAAGAAAUGGGUCACUGAAUUGAAGAAUUUAACAACUUUCAAUAACUCCAUGGAUAGAGCCAAGUUUAUUGAAGAAAAGAUCCUGAGAGCUCAUUCUCGUGCCAGUUCAUUGAAUCUGAUCAAACUCAACUCAGAAAAUAGCGUGAACUCGGCUAGCUUGAGCCGCAUUGCGCUAACCCCAGUGAAGUCAUCGAGGGUUGAUAGGGAUAACAAGCCUCACUUCAUUCAAAUUGGGCAGCAACCACUUCUUGAUCCCGCAUCUUUGAGAUCGAAAGUUAAUACGCCGGCUAUUGACGACAACGGGAAUCUGAUUAUGGCUAUGGAUGGAAGACCACCUUCAGUGUUCAGUGUCUCUGCCUUGUCAUCUCCGCAUCAAUCCCCCAACCAAUCCGCAGCGUCAAUUGGGGCCAAUUCGGGCUCAAGUCAAGGUGGUCAGACGUCUCCUCAAUCUCACCAGGGAUUUGCUAUUACCAGUAACGGUGUUACUGCGAUAACCCAUGCGCCUGCAGUACACAAGAGAAAUGUAUCUAUACACUCUGCUCCAACAAGUGGUCCUAACUCAGACCAUUCCUCUCCCAAUGUCCCAAUCAGUACGCCAGGCAGCGUUCUAUCCGGUGGGAGCGGUGGUGGUUAUUUUGCUAUUCCAGUACGGGCGACAUCCCAAAGUUCGACUCCCAAUAGUGUAAGUGGGGACGUAAUUCACGGAUCCCAUAGCCAGGCGUCACUGCCAAGAGUUCGCCUGAACGAUCAGGACAUGGCACACGAGAGAUCUGAGCGUGUCGGCAGCCCUACUCUCAGGGGCGAGCGCCCAGGUAUGACUUCUAGAACAUCGGACGGUCAGUUGGCUAGUAGACCCACUUCUUAUCACAAUGUUAGAAAAAGCAUCAAUUCCAGUGCUACAUCACUAUCAAGUGGGGGUGAAUCGCUUGGCAACCUUUACUUGAAUCCAAGGCAAAACAAUAGUGCACAUGCUCUAACUUCCACUAAGACUCAACCGAUUAGAAAACAUCGCAAAAAUGUUUCAUUUGGAUCACUGAACAGUCUUCUUUUCUCAAAAAAGGCAGGGGAUGUUAACAACAACAAUAUGACGGAUUAUUUCAUGUCCGGAAAUAGAAUUCAGGAAAACGAUGAUGACACCAUUAACUUAAAUCAAUCAUUAUAUUCUUGA